AUGGGCUCCCACCCGCCGCGCCAGCUGCUGCUGCAGUUCGCCGCCGGGGCGCUCCAGGCGCAGAGCGUGGAGCGGGCGGCCGAGCUGGGCGGGAGCCCGCUGCAGGUGGAUGCCCCGAGCCUGCUGCCCGAGUGGCAGGCGCUGCUCAAGCGGGCCGACGCGCUGGCCUGCGGGGGCCGGCUCCACGAAGCCUUCCAGCUCUACCAGCUGGUCUCCCGCCACCAGCAGCUGCGGGCGGAGCAGCUGGAGAAGCUGGUGGAGUGCCUGGCGCAGGGCAUCCGGCUCCGAGAGCGGCUGCCCGCCUGCUGGAGCGGCGGGGGCAGCCUCCGGCAGCCCCGGGACUGGGACAUCUUCAGCUGCCGCAAGUGCCAGGGCUUCCUCUUCGAGCCCGUCUCUUUGCCUUGCGGACACACGUUUUGCAAAAAGUGCCUGGAGCGGGACCGGGCCUCCGAGUCCCACUGCGCCCUGUGCAAGGAAGAGGGGAGCCUGGCGGCCGGGCAGCACCUCCGCGUCAAUGUCAUCCUCAGCAACCUGCUGGCCAAGUGGUUCCCCGGACAAGUGAAGGCAUCGCAGCUCAGGCACGAAGGGAACCUCUUCUAUAAGGAGAGGAAGCUGCAAGCUGCCCUGCAGAAGUACAAUGAAGCAGUCAGCCUAGCUCCAAAUGACCAUUUAUUAUAUAGCAACCGGUCCCAGAUUAACUCUACUUUGAAAUCUUAUGAAGAUGCAUUGCAUGAUGCAGAAACAGCAUGCAGGCUCCAACCAUAUUGGUCAAAGGGUCACUUAAGGAAAGGACAAGCAUUGGCUAAUGUGGGGAAAAUAGAAGAAUCUUUAAGAGAGUUUCUAUUUUGCCUUGCCCUGGAUUUUGGGAACAGGGCAGCCAAAUCAGAGGCUCAAAAGCUUCUACUUAGUUUAUUUUCACCCAUCCCGGGAAACGCUCAGGAACACUUACCCGAUAUCCUGCAGCUGUUGUCACCUCACUCUAGAUUGAAGGGGAACCUUCUAAAUUCAGUGGGAUCUGCAGACACCAGCCAUAACCUACAAAGGUUGCUCAAGGUAAAUGUGGAACAGAAAAAGAGUUUCCCUGCUCAGGAAGAACAAAAAAUGAGUGACUGUGGCAGUCUGAGAAAAUCCAUUCAAAUGAUAGAAAGUAAAAAAGGCUGCUCAGAAGAUGAGAACAAACAUGCCUCCGCCCCAGAGUCUGCCCUUCUCAUUUCUGAGAAAUGCAGCCUUCUGAAGAGAAAGCACUGCUCUGAGGAAAUGAGAAGUGCUGAGGUGCCCUGCAAACUCAUGAAGAAAGGUGCAAUUGAUGCCAAGGGAUCUAGUGCUGGGCGCCGCGUUCCAUUUGAAUUUGUGGACCCCUCUGACCUGGAUUGUUCUUUGUGUAUGAGGCUUUUUUAUGAACCUGUCACCACACCUUGUGGGCACACCUUCUGCCUGAAAUGUCUUGAAAGAUGCCUAGAUCACAAUGCAAAAUGUCCCCUGUGCAAAGAAGGUCUCUCUGAGUGCUUGGCUCUGAGGAAAUAUUGCAAAACGGUACUGAUGGAGGAGUUAAUAGCGAAGUACCUUCCAGAGGAACUCACUGAGAGAAGGAAGAUUUAUGAAGAAGAAAUUGCAGAGCUUUCCAACUUAAAUAAGAAUGUUCCCAUCUUUGUCUGCACAAUGGCCUAUCCUACAGUCCCUUGCCCUCUGCACAUCUUUGAGCCAUGUUAUCGACUGAUGAUUCGAAGAUGCAUGGAGACUGGCACCAAACAAUUUGGAAUGUGUAUUGGUGAUCCUGUCAAGGGGUUUGCUGAUUAUGGCUGCAUUCUGGAGAUAAGAAACGUUGAAUUCUUUGCUGACGGUCGCUCUGUUGUAGACAGCAUUGGCAAGAGGAGGUUUAAGGUGAUAGAGCACAGCCAGCGUGAUGGAUACAACACAGCAGAUAUUGAGUACAUUGAGGAUCAGAAGGUGCAAGGAGAGAACUAUGCAGAGUUACUUGUUCUACAUGAUUCUGUAUAUGAACAGGCUUAUAUGUGGUUUAACUCACUCAAACAACCACUCAAGAGUCGAAUUCUCAGUCAUUUUGGUCCAAUGCCAGCUAAGGAUCCUGACCCACAGGCUAGCCCCAAUGGCCCUGCGUGGUGCUGGUGGGUCCUUGCUGUCCUUCCCCUUGAGAGUAGAGCUCAGCUCCCGUUUCUUGCCAUGAAAUCUAUGAAAGACCGCUUGAAUGGCAUCAGACGGGUCCUUACAUUUAUGUCCCGUACAAGGUCACGAUGAUGCUGAGAACGAGCUGUGAAGCCUCUUGCAAUACUUGACUGUGGAGUUUCUCUUGUAACUAUAUCUAACUGCAAUAAUGUCUUACGGAUUUGUGUGUCAAAACAGGACAAGUUUGAAGUCUAACUUUCAAAGGAAAUAAAAUAUAAAGAGCCAAGGAUAUUUACAGAUCAUUCAGUAGUAUCCAUUUGGAUCUCUGAACUUUCUUGAGAUGAGUAUUCAAUUGCUGCACUGCUAGGCUAGUAUCAUCGGUGUUAUAUAACAGAACAAAGUGAUCUUGUUUGCCAUAAACUUUUUGAAAGUUUGAGGUGGGGUUUUUUUUGUAGUAGUAGAUAAAUGAAAUCUGCAGUUUAAUGUGAAACAAAUACUGAUAGUGUUAAAGCAUUAUUUCAAUGAACUGCAAAGUCUUUUAUUCCAAAUGGUUCAGGUUUAUAUAGCAUUGUAUAUUAUAAUGUCCACAACUUCUGUUUGAUCAUUUAU
Molecule: messenger RNA, 2733 nt
Organism: Terrapene triunguis (Three-toed box turtle)
Lineage: Eukaryota; Metazoa; Chordata; Testudines; Emydidae
Gene: LONRF3
Product: LON peptidase N-terminal domain and ring finger 3
Exons: 12
Coding region: 1-2256 (751 amino acids)
Molecular function (GO): metal ion binding; protein binding
Source: RefSeq, a predicted model, not a curated record